ACUCACUCCAGUUUGCCCAUCAAAUUAAUCCUCUUUCUUCCUAACGCACCAAAACCCACAAGCCCUACAGCCAAACCACUUUCUUUACCUUCUUUCAAGUUUCAACCCCCCAUGCACCUAAUAACGUAGCAAACCACCGCCUGUUCCUCUCCUUCAAAUUCAUAGCAACCAACGUAGACGCAUAAUCGAUCAAGAUUUUAGACAGACGAGCCAGCAUUAUGGCGAUCAAAAUGCAAUAUGGCUCGAAACAUCCGGCGGUGCUAAUAAGCAUGGUCCUUCUGACUGCCUACGUAGUAGGCCCAGCCCACGGGGAUGACACCCCAGGCGCGCCCGGCGAGGGCAAGUGCGGCUCGUGCACUCCAAGCCCACCUUCGCCGGUUCAAUCCCCACCACCACCACCACCACCAUCACCGUGUCCUCCUCCACCACCAAAAUCGCAGCCACCUUCUCCCAAGAAGCCGCCUUCUCCCAAGAAUCCACCGUCACCAUACUCGCCUGGUCAAUACCCGCCUCCACCGCCUUCAUCGUUGGUAUACAUCACAGGUCCGCCAGGGCAGUUGUACCCUGUCGACCGGAAUAUCAACAGUGCCAGUCGGAGUUCGGUUAACGCGUUGCCAGUUUUGCUAGGACUGCUGGGUAUCCUGGCUUUUUGGUGAUCAGUUAUGACUUGUUAAUUCAUAUGGUAAGUACGUAUUACAAAAUUAAUUCAGAUGAUUAUAAGGGAGAUAAAAUUGAAUUUCUGGGUGUUAUAGUGAAGGAUAAAGAGUUUGAAGGCAGGAUUAUCAGUUUUUGUAAUCCAGGAAACUAUUAAGGGCCCAAGGAUUGGUUAAUAAUUUUGUUAAUUCUUGCUCUAAUCUCAUAUCUCGCCAAUUGUGUAAUAAUCUUCCAUAAAAUCUUUCAAGUUCAAUUUUAUUAUGAAUAGCAUUAGAGUACAUAAUCACUUUUAUUUUUCCAA
This is a messenger RNA of Malus domestica (apple), 955 nucleotides long. NCBI's taxonomy places the organism in Eukaryota, Viridiplantae, Streptophyta, Magnoliopsida, Rosales, Rosaceae. The record is from RefSeq and is a predicted model, not a curated record.